Messenger RNA from Erpetoichthys calabaricus (reedfish), 3994 nucleotides. RefSeq names its product IQ motif containing with AAA domain 1 (gene drc11). Bases 171 to 2723 code for a protein of 850 amino acids. The record is from RefSeq and is a predicted model, not a curated record. Gene Ontology annotation, molecular function: ATP binding; protein binding; ATP hydrolysis activity. Lineage: Eukaryota; Metazoa; Chordata; Cladistia; Polypteriformes; Polypteridae. The transcript has 20 exons.
UGAGUGGUUGUGCGCAUGCGUAGCGUUCUGUUGCUAGCCGCGACUCAGCUGAGCUGAUUGCAAACACGCAGCGCGAGCCGAGCGGACACGACGAAGGGCACUCCCUGAGACUUCACACCUGCUGAAGCCAGACGAGAAAUGGAAAAGUGUCUGUGACAACCUGAGCAACGAUGUCUCACAGUGCCUAUGGCAAGGUCUGGGCUUUGGCCCAGGGUGCCCUAGAGGACCUCCUGCAAGAAGAGAGUGCCAACCAAGUGCCCAGGCCACAGAAGGACCAAGUACUGAUUUUCCAGACGCUGGCCACCUUCUAUGUCAAAUAUGUUCAGAUCCUGCGCAGCUUGGAGGUGGCAUAUGACCAAAUCGUCCACCCUCAGAAGCGCCGAGUGAUCCGGCAGGUAUUGGAUGGGGUCAUGGGUCGCGUCCUGGAGCUGAAGAACGAGAUGGUGGAGCUGGAGUUCUCUGAGUUCCACUACUAUGAUGAUGUCCUUCAGGACCUCAAGUUGACCCCGGAGGACAUCGAGAUUCCUGUUCCCAAAUACUUUGUUAGUGAAAAGAUCAAAGUGCUGAAGGAGCGAGAAAAGAUCCUGGCAAAGAUCCUCACCCAGAACGGACCCCGGACCCCUGAGACGAAAAUCACCAUGACCAAGAUCAUGUCUCUGGAGGAGGCGAUCCGGGUGAUCCAGGUAUCGGAGCGGGCACGGCAGGGCCGUCUGCGUGCCAAGUUCAUGAAGGAGAUCCGGCAGGAGGAGGAGAAGGAGAGGAAAGCCAAUGUGAGAUGGGAGUCAUCCCUGGACCGGGACGAGGCGGCCACACGCAUUCAAAAGGUGUGGUUGGGCUACAGCCAGAGGAAGAAAACCAAGAAGGAGCGACUGGACGAAUUUCUCUUCCUGGGAAUGGUCCCUCCAGCACAUCACCAGGAGGUCAGUGUCACCAUUCUGCAUGCUCAGGAGAUCGAGAAAGCCCGCUCUGUGGUGCAGGAGGAGCACGAGGCGCAAUACCAGCAGGCAGUGGUCAGCAUCAAGGACACCAUCCGGGAGGUCGAGGGUCCCGACAUAAAGGAGAGCCUGCAGGAGCAGAUCCGCCAGUGGUUCAUCGAGUGCCGGAAUGCGACUGGCAAGUUCCCAGAUUACCCCGAUGAGGACGACGGUGGCUCAGCUGUGAUUUUUGCAGAGAAGACUCCGGAGCAGGUAGCUGCUGAGCUGGCAGCCAAAGAAGAAGAGAAGGAGCAGAAAAAGAAGAGCAAAGGCAAGAAAUCAGGGAAGAAGAAAGACAAGAAGAAGGACAAGAAGAAGGACAAGAAGGACAAGGGCAAAGGGAAGAAGGGCAAAGGCGAGCAAGAGGAGGAAGAGGAUGGCUGGAAGAUGUCGCCCAGCAACUUUCUGCCCACCCUGGAAGACGGGCACAAAGUGUACAAAGAAGUGUGGCACGUCAGGGAUGAGAGCGCCAACUUCAUCCAGCGUUUUGAUGCUGAACUCGUGAAGGAGGAGAAGAGAAGAGAAGUUGAGGAGGAGAUCCGCGUGCAGGUCGACGAGCUCAUGAGGCAGGAGCUGAAGAACCUCAAGCUGGCAGUGGACCGCGACAAAGGGAAGAAGAAGAAGAAGAAGAAGGGCAAGAAGGGCAAAAAGAAAAAGAAAAAGGGGAAGAAGGGAGGCAAAAAGAAGAAGAAAGAAAAAGACCUGACAGCGGACAGGACCAUCGAGUCGCUAUUUGAGGAGCUCAUCCGCGAGGGUCUCUUAGUGCGCCCCCCAGCUGUGCGGCUGUCCGACUUUAUCGGUGAAUUCAGUUACCUGGGCACCACGCUCCGCCAAGCCGACGUCGAGCCCAUGCCCUCCCUGUCCGAUGUCAGGCAGCUGAUGGCGCUGCACGGAGUGCUGCCACUGGGAUCCCAGGCGGUCCAUGAGAAAGCCCCCCUGCUGAAGACACUGCUGCUAACCGGCCCCAGUGGAGUGGGCAAGAAGAUGCUGGUGCAUGCCCUGUGCACGGAGACAGGCGCCAACCUGUUCAACCUGUCGCCAGCCAACAUCUCGGGGAAAUACCCGGGGAAGAGCGGCCUGCAGAUGAUGCUGCACAUGGUCUUCAAGGUGGCUCGGCAGCUGCAGCCGUCAGUCGUGUGGAUUGGAGAAACGGAGAAGACCUUCUACAAAAAAGUGCCCAAAGCUGAGAAGGAGAUGGAGCCAAAACGCUUAAAGAAGGAUCUGCCCAAAAUCGUGAAGUCCCUCAAAGCCGAGGACCGCGUUCUGAUCGUUGGCACGACAAGGCGCCCGUUUGACGCUGACCUGAAGCCCUUCUGCAAGGUUUACAAGAAGAUCAUUCUGGUGCCAAGGCCCGACUACUCGUCCAGGCUGGUCCUAUGGAGGCACAUCAUCCUGCGGCAUGGCGGACUCAUCACCGACCUGCUGGACUUGAGCUCCGUGUCCAAAGUGUCGGACGGUUACACGCAGACCCACAUCCUGCAGGCCGUCCAGGCCGUGCUGACCGAGCGGCGCAUUCAGCUGCUUGGCAGGAAGCCCCUCAGCGCCAUCGAGUUCAUCGGACCCCUGGCCAGACAGGACCCCAUCUUCAAAGAGGAGGAGGAGGCCUUCAAGGGCUGGUAUGCCAAGACACCCCUGGGCAAAAAGAGAGCCAAAGCCGCCAAAGCCAGCGAGGUGGAGGAGGAAGAGUUAGGAAAAGGGCAAAAGAAGAAGGAGAAAGGCAAAAAAAGUGGGAAGAAAAAGAAAAAGUGAUGCCCAUUGUGCCAUCCUGGCAUCCACACUUGGGACCCUGCAGGGUGGGAUGGACACUUCGUUCCAUGGACCCUACCUGGGCCCGUCAGUCCAGGUCAUCAAGACUUUUGGGGGGUCUGCAACGUCCAGCUUGAAAAACACAAAAAUAAAAAGACGGGUGCGGCGGAGAUGAGUGGCACCACUUUGGGGGCUCCCGGGCUCCUUAAUGGCGCUUGGCCCCUCAGUGACAAUAAAAGUAUGAAAGGAAUAAAAAAAGAAAGAAGAGGAGGAGCAGCCCAAUGUGGGGGCCGGGGGGGGACAGAAGUGGGUGGGGUCAGACGUCACACCCUUACCAUAUAAGGACGAAUGCCCCACAGUCUGCUGCAGUGUCUUUGAAUGUCACAUGACCGGCGUCUUCUAGACAGGACAGAAGCUCCAAUCAGAAACUUCACAGACCGGACGUGAAACCUGAGACUCUCAGCCCACCCGCCUGUCCAUCUGAACCCAAGGCCAGGCUCAGCCACGUGUGAAAGGACGAGGACCAGCCAGCGGGGUGACGGGCCACUAUCUGGGCUCUCAUUGCCUCACUGUAAAUAGUACUCAUGCCAGCUUGUGCCAGCUGCACCUAAAAGAAAGUGUCAUCCUACUCUGGUUUCAAAUCUGGUCCACAGCCAGUAAGACAGAAGUGGAGAUCCAAAGGUGAAAAGCAAUGCAGGAGAAAUGGGAGGAAGAAGAAAAAGAUGAUGAUGAUGAUGAUGAAGAUUCUUCCAUUUGGCAAACUCACUCAUUCACACUGAAAGCCGGUGCCUAUCUCAACAGCAACGGGCACAGGGCACCAUUUAAGUCAUCUAUCAUAGGGCACACAGCCCAGCCCUCAUGUCCUUAGUGACACUAAAUGAUCCCCCUGAGCCCAAGUCACCGUGCCCUGUGGUAGACUGGCACACACCUCUGGCUCACUCUGUACCUUGUGCCCCAGACAUAGCAGCUGGUCACUUGGGAGGGGUCAUCGAUUGUGCCCAUGGGAGGUGUGAUGAUGCACCCUCUGGUGGCUGGCUGCAGCACUGCCCUGCCUCAAGGACUUUUGUCCCCAUUUUUUGUCCCAUUUCAGAUUUUGCUCAUGUUUUGCCUGGCAUGUGCAGUGCGGCCCACCCCUCAUCUCACCCAUGUUGGCCCCCUUCAGUUUUACUCCUCCAGGUUUCUGUGUAGUUGCAUGUCUUGACUCCUUCACUUCUGCCCGCUCCUCAGUCCUGCCCCGAAAGUACCCAACCAAUAAAAAUGGCUAAUUUUAUAUA